CUGGGGAUGAGCGCAGUAUGAAUGUAUCAAGGUCAACUACGUUUUGUUAACAGAUGGAUAGACAAUAAACGUAAGGUCUGUUAGUUUUGCGUUAUGAGGAGGCGGAAAGUGUGGAGACUAUUCCAGUCGUCUUUAGACUCUAAGUUGAGCCUUAGAAGACAUUCAUGUCAGUCUCGUGAUUUUAUGAGCGAGCUUAAAAAGUCAGAGCUGAUGCACAUAUGGAGUAAUUGUUUUGGGAGCCAUCAGAGCUUCUUACAAAAUAAUGUUACUUGUCCUGUAUCAGAGGAAACGACAUGUAGAGUGGUUUUUGAUAAUAUCUUGAACUUAUUGUUAAGUCCACAUAAUUCCAGUUUUAUAAAAUGCACUAGCUGCAUUCAAAAUGAAAACGAACUUGUGAUAGAUUAUGACAUAUUUGGAGUGUCGCUUUAUGACAUAAUCAGAUAUAGUCCUGGACGUCUGCGAAAUCGUAGUGCAAUGUUAUUUGUCAUUUUUCAAAUCAUUCAUAGCGUUAAGCAGUUACACGAAGUUAAUCUACCACACGGUAGCAUAACACUCCAUAAUGUAUUUGUUGAUGACAAUUCCAACGCUCUUCUUGGUUUCCCAAGCACAAUUGAUGUCCUAUCUAAUACAAAGUUAGAAGAGUGCCAUGAAAGGGGAAGUGAUGUGGCAAAUACAAUGUUGACAUGCAGCAAUAACAAAGUGCGCGAAAUGACUACUGAUUGGAUGUUACACAAGGUUUCAAACUAUGAUUAUCUCAUGUACCUAAAUAAACUGUCUGGUCGGCAGAAAGGUGAUCCAUCAAACAGUGCUAUCUUACCGUGGAUAACAAAUUUCGAGACACCUAAUGGAGGGUUAAGAGAUUUAAAAAAAUCUAAGUACCGCUUAUGUAAAGGAGAGGAUCAACUGAAUGCAAAUUUUAAGGCGUCACUUUAUAAUCAUGUUACAUCUAAACGCCCUAGUUGGACGUCAGGAUCCUGUAUUUCAGAAAAAGAUUAUGACAUUAUGAAUCAUCAACAAGAUUUCAUGAAACUAUGUGAUGAGUUAUCUACAUGUAAUUUGAACACUCCAAGUGGCAAUUUACUUCACAGUAUUACAGACCAACAUAUUACUAAUGAUGUUGGACAACACAGUGUGAAUGUCACGUUUUCUCCACAUCAUUUACUUGAUAUCAUGCCUGAUUUAACCUAUUAUACAUACAUGGCCAGAAAAACUCCUCUAUCACUAUUGACCCAAUUCGUACGCCCAGUUUAUCAACCUCAAGAAUUUCCUAAUAGUGUUGCUCGAUUGUAUGAAUCCACACCGGAUGAAUGCAUUCCUGAAUUUUUUACAGACCCAUCAGUUUUUUCUUCCAUUCAUCCUGAUAUGUCUGAUCUGGGUCUGCCGCCUUGGUGUUCCACAGCAGAAGAGUUUAUUGAAUAUCAUAGUAAACUUCUGGAAAGUGAUGAAGUAUCUAGUAAUUUGCAUCACUGGAUUGAUUUAAACUUUGGAUAUAAAUUACUUGGUUCAGCUGCAUUGGAUGCUAAAAAUGUUCAUUUAGAAUUGGCAGGUGACCAAAUUGCUACACGUUCUUCUGGUGUCAUAUGCUUAUUUCGUACACCACAUCCUCAAAGAAUUUGCAGUAAAUAUUUAUCAACUUAUUUUGGUGCAGUACUUCCCGAUAGUGUAUUCAAGGAAAUGAAGGCUUCAGCAUCAGAAAGCUUUUCAAUUAAUAACAAUAAUGAUAUGAAGAGGAUUAAUUCUUCAGGCAAUAAAGUUUAUUCGGAGAAUGGAAAUUUAACUUCAACAGUAAGACAAAUGAAAACUGUUGCAAACUUAAAGGUGAAUCAUACUUCCAAAGUAUCUUCAGACAAUGGUGUUUCUAGAAAUAAAAUAUGGCUGCCAGAUGAUUAUAAUCCAUUGGAGAUGAUCAAUCUUUAUCAAAAUUUAUGCAAAUUCUUAUCAGCUGAAACGUAUAUUCAAGAUUUGAACGAUGUAGAGUGUAUUAAAUUGUCAAAGUUUGAUAAACGUGAUAAUGAUUUCAACAAUCUGUUCAAAAUUGAUUUGGAGUCAUUAGCUUGUCUCAUUGUCGAAUUAAGUCUAUAUUCUCUAGUCAAUUAUACUGAAGCCAAUUCAUGGAAUCAUGAGGAGAGGGUGAAUUUUGCUCGUCAGCAAUCACGCUUACACUGGGACAAAAUACCGAAUUGUCUACACGAUGCUGUUAAUGCUAUUUUGCGUCCAUUUGAUUAUCAAAAUCUUGUUGGUGAAAAAUUUCAUAAACGUUUCUUACCUACAGUAGAUAUUUUCCUCCAUAUACUUUGUGAAUUUCCAUCAUAUUUUUUUGAUUUACACUAUAUUCGAGAGAAGCUAAUCUGUAUUGCUGAUCCGAGUCAUUCAUUCCAAUCAGAAUCAACUAUUACAUAUAUUCCAAAAACUGAUCUGUACUCAGCCUUCUUUCCAACUGAUAAUCACCUAUGUCUAGUCAAUCGUACAUCUAAUCUGUCUAGAGUUCAUAUUCCAGUUGAUAUCAUUAAAUUGCUAUAUCCACACAUACAAACAGCUGUAUAUUCCAAUCCUAUAUGGUUUUUAAAUAUUUUAAAUUCCUCCAAAAUUGUAGAACUCUUUUCUUCAAUUGGUGGUAAAGAGUUCGUACAAUCGCAUCUUCUCUCACUAAUUGUAUAUUUGUAUAAACCAGAACAACUGAAACGUAUGUCAAGUGAUGUGUCUAUCAGUAUCCCCCUAGCCUUGUUAUAUUCCCGUCGAUUUCUACGUCGUUUAUUAGCCUAUACAAAUGUGAACACAUUCAUGGUUCAUAUUUUACCCUAUAUAACUUUAGGCCUUAUAGGUGGUAGUAAAAAUGCUUUAUCUGAUGAAAGUACUGUAUGGCAUCAAAGAAGUUAUACUGGUGGUUUAACAAAUGAAACAGACUAUACUAAUUCAAGCAUAUCAAAUAACAAGUCGAAUGAUGAAUUUAAUGAACAUUUAAAUUAUAAUGAAGAAAAAGCGCUAUCAUCAUUCGAGCAGCCUAGAAGUUAUGCAUUAUUAUCAUUAUCAUCAUCAUCAUCAUCUAAAAAGCAAACUAUGUUAAAUGUUGAUGAGAUUGGAAUUGAUCUUCGAAAUUUACUUACUGAUGAAGAAUUUCAAUUUGCAGAAGAUACUAAAGGCUUAACUGAGUUUACUUGUCAAAGUUUUAAUGAUGAAGAGUGUGGUGAUGAUAUUACAAGUCAUAAAUCAUUAACUAGUGGUUCAAAUGAUGAAGGAGUAACGCGUCGAUAUUCACCAAGUUCCACAUCACAAACAUCGAAAUUAUCAUCUCAAGUAAUACCUGAUAAUUCAACAGAGGAAAAACAUGCCAACGAUAUACAGAAAAAAGUUAUACCACCGGAUGUUACAUCUAUUUGCACUAAUACUACUACGAGUAGUAGCAACAGUAAUAGUAGUAGUAGUAGUAGUAGUAGUAGUAACUGUGCCGCCAGUAUCAGUUGUAUCCCACCAAUCACUGCUGCUAUGGACAGUCUUAAUUGGCUUGCAAAACGUGUUGGUCCUGUAAUGACCAAUAAAUAUAUUGUCAAGUAUUUGUUAGGUACGCUUACAUUAUGCUAUGAAGGUAAAAAUCAAUUAUCUGUUAACAUUGCCAAUAUGCCUUCAUCAGAGAAACAUAUCAUGUUUCCCUUGCAAAUUAAUAAUCGUCCAUUAAUUGGUGAUCGUUCAGCAUCAAGUGUUCUCAGGUGUUUAGAACAAUUUGUACAAAUAUAUGGAGUAUCAUUUGUAUUGGAUAUCUAUUUACCAUUUGUAAUAAAAACAGUCAAUUCAAUUAUUGCUUGUUUAUUACGUGGAAACAACAGCAACAACAACAAUGCCACUACGACUACUGAUAACAAUAAUAGUAGUAAUAGUAAUAAUAAUAGCACUACGAACUGUUCUACUGCUGAUUUAACAGAAAAUUUUAAUCAAAUAAGCAUUUCUACACUACCAGUUGUAUGGAAUUAUCGUACUUUGGCUAGACUUAUCGCAGCUCUUAUGUUGUUCUAUCAAAUUAUCAUGUAUUUACCGGAUAGUGAAUUAGUUGAACAAUUACAAGAAUCUGUACUACAAGAUGUUCUCAUCAAAGCUGUACGAAUAUCUGGUCGCUUUGAUAUAUCAUUUCCCGGUGGAGUUGUUGGACGUCGUGCUGUUUUAUACAAAUUUAUUGAUGUAGUCUUUGUUAUUGGUUUACGUGUUGGUUUCGAAUUAGCGCGCACACAGCUGACAUCUAUAUUUCAAGUAUUUUUUGCACUUUUUGAUCGAGUCAUUAACACUACUGUUACAAAGAAUAUAUUAUCAAAUAAUAAUUAUCAAGUCAAGGAGGAUACUUCUACUACUACUACUACUACUAAUGCCACAACUAGUGGUAUUGUUGAUACCAAAGUCAGCCAAGUUAGCUCCAAUGAUACGAAUUCGUCACAAACUUCUAGUUUAAAUUGUAUUAUGGCUGAGUUGGUGGAAACAUUCGAUUGUGAUCUUGCUCGUUUGGCAUAUAUUUCAUUUUGUCAUCUUGCUGGUGGUACAUACAUUGAUGACUGCUUGUACAAUGCACAGUCUAUACAAAAGCUAAUCAAUCAAUCGAUAUUUAAUGAGUCCAGUUCAAAAUCAACCAAUGAUACACUAAAUGAAUCUUGUACAAGCGUCAGUAAACAUUCUGACUGUAACACUACUACUACUACUACUACUACUACUACUACUACUACUACUACUACUACUACUACUACUACUACUACUACUAAUAGUAAUAAUAAUAAUAUUAAAGGUACACAAACGACGCGUAAUAAAAUCGAUUUUGAAACUACUUUGUUUGUCAAUUCAACACUAUGUAAUGAUAGUAGUUUUCAUCUGCGCGGUGUUUGGCGUCAAAUUGUUCAUGAUGCCAUAGAUACUAAAUCAUUACCUUCCGUUCCGUAUAAAUAUCAUGGUAUUCAAAUUGCUGCUUUUACAGGUCAUACCAGUAAAAUUAAUCGUAUCACAUGUUUAAAUACUGAAAAUUGUUUCAUUACAUCAAGUCGUGAUAAAACUGUACAGCUGUGGUCUUUGGCUACUACAUAUAAUCUUGGCAGUCAUUGCUUAUCGUCGUCAUCAUCAUCAUCAACAGGAAAUCAAAAAAGCAACAGUGUAAGUAGUUCAAGCAAGACUACACCGUCUGUUGAUUCAAACAGUCAACAGUUAAUUGCUCGUUUAGUCUAUAGAGCACAUAAAAAGUCUGUAGUAGCUGCUCACUAUCUGGAACCGCAUAGACUGAUAGCUUCUAUUGAUGGCAAUCUACUCUUUUGGGAUCCGUGUACAGGACAAACGGUGCGAUCUAACAGUCAUGCGGAAAAUUCAGGUUGGCAAAAUUUAACUGCACUCGAGUGUAGUGCUGUUCCUUAUGGCUCUGUAAUCUGUUCUGAUCAUUCAGCUUUUGUACAUUUGAUUGAUCCUCGAGUAAAAUAUUCUAAACAGACGGGUGGUCUACGUUUUCAUAGUGGUGCAUCUUUGGCUUCAUUUCUACUAAGUAAAGAACGUGUAAAAGUUGAAACUCCUCCUACAAAUGAUUCUAAUAAAACUUCUACAAAUGCACAAGACAUUGAUCUUAAAUUGACUCUUCCGUACAGUCGGUCUACAAUUGACACAUCUAUUACAAAAAUUCUACAUAAAUUAACUGAACAUCUUCAGCCUAACAUAUUUCAUUUCAACAAUUCCACGUCAACAACAACAACGAUGCAUAUGAAUUAUAAUUCUUCUUCAACAUCUUUAAUGCCUGUGAAUACAAAUAUGGCUGGUGUAUUGAAUCGUUUAUCUAUGGCUAAAAAUGGUUAUUAUUUAUUAUGUGGUUUUACAACUGGUAUAAUUACUGCAUUAGAUUUACGUAUGGGUCAAGUGAUUGAUAUAUGGAGAGGUUAUCAUGAUGCAGUAGUUGAUAUUGUUCCACACAAAUACAAUGGAUUUAUAUCAUGUAAUGAUCGAAGUUUAUCCUUCAUUUAUCCAACAGCUAAUCCAAUAACUAUCAACCCGAAUUCUUUAUUGAAUUCAUAUAAUCAAAUGAAUAAUACACUAAAUUGUUUAACGCAUAAUUCUACGAUACAAUUUGAAUCAGAGAAAAUUAUUCUACCAAAAUUACAAAAUAUUACAUGUUUAACAAUGUGUAAUGAGAAUCCAAUUUUCUGUGCUAAUUCAUUGUCUUCAUCGUCCGCCUCCGGCUCCUCCUCCUCAUCGUCGUCAUCAGCACUGAGUACAUCUCGUUUCCCUAUUUUCGGUGGCAGUAGCAGCAGCGGCAAUAGCAGUAAUCCUUCAGCGAAUACAGUUAUCGAAUCAACAAAUGACAGCAAUCCAAUUACUGGAUUAAAGGUUUUAUCAACAAAUGAAUUAAUUGGUGGUCAUACAUCAGUAACAUCAGGAACUCAUUCAUCACAAUCAUAUCAUCAUUACGGGAACAAUAAUAAUAAUAUGAAUAAUAGUGGUAGUGGUGGUGGUGGCAAUGACAUUCCUGGUGGAACAAUAUUAGGCACCUAUCUCUCAUCAUCACCGUCAUCAUCUCUUAGUAAUACUAGUAUUAAUAUUACUAAUAAUAAUCAUAAUAAUUUCAAUCCUGCAUAUUAUUAUACCAUAGGCAGAAUCCCAUCAAAUUUAUUACGUGGUAAUAUUAGUUCUGUACUUUCACUUACAGAGAAUAAUUUUCUCUUGGUAGGCAGUGAUACAGGUGGAUUGAGUGUAUUAUAUUGAAUAUUAUAAUUAGGCGAAUGAGAGCCCAUCACUUACAUAUAUAAUAUAUAUUGUAUAUAAUAAUCCGUUCAGAUUUCCUUCUCUAUAAAUAAUAACAAUAAUAAAACAAGUUCAAUUGUGUACUACAAAUUCCAGUUUUUUUUUAAACUGAAUCAUUGAUAUGACUUAAAUUAUGUGUACAACAAAGUUGGAAAAACGAAGUGAUUUCUUUGCUAGAAAAUUUACGAUCAGGUUACAAAAUUAAUGCUGUACUUCAACUGUUUAAUGGGUUUUUUUGUUAUGUUUUUGAUUCAUUUUUAAUUGAAAAAGAAAGUUCCCUUCCGCAGUGGCCGCCGCCCUCGAAUUAUCAUUCCAGCAAUAACAAAAACAAUAAGAACAACAACACCGACAGCACCUAAUAAUUAUGUAUAUCACUUUAAUUUAUUACACAUGUAUCCUCCUGACAAACAAGAAUGAAGCAGAGUGGGUAUUCCUCGUUGUUCAUUCUCUUUAUUUCUCUUUUAUUUUGGCAGCUCUUUUGUUUUGUUUUUUUGGUUUUUGUAUUCUUCUCUCCAAAAUCUCUCCUUUUUUGUACUUUUUCGUUUAUCAAUUAGUUCCUUCCACGUUUGGAUUGGUGUCCACACCCACCCUCAUCCCCGCCUCGCAGAAAGGCUAGUCUGCUGAAAUUGUCUUCUGCUGUUUCCUUUCUCGUAUGCAUAUACCUACCUAUGUACAAAUAUGAAGAGACAGGGAGGGGGGAGAGAGUGUGAGAUUGUAUUAGUCUCCUGCCUAGACUGUGUUCUUACCUUGUUAUACACAGAAAAUCUGAUUUUAUUGUAAUAAUCUUAUUCAUAUGAUAUACAUUUAAUUUUCUGUGUAUAUUUGAUAAUUUUAAAGAAAAAAGUACUUUUGGUAAUUUUUUUCAGGAAGUAUGAUAACGAACGGCCUACUGCUUGUUUGAAGAGUAGUCAUUCACGUUAGUAGGCGUAUUUUUGACAGCCUUGUUUUUACUCUUAUGAAAAAUUCAGUUGACAGAGUCACUAUUAUUAUUAUUAUCAUACCAAUAUUUGAUAUCCGUUUAUACAACUGUGCAUUCACGUUAUUUGUAUGCGUCAAAAAUUGUUUAACCAGUCGUUGAUUUUUUAAUAUUCUGAUUUCUAUUUCUACCUUGUGAAUAAUAGUGAUAAUAAUAUUAUAAUAAAAUUAUUAAUAAUAUUAUUAUUAUUAAUUUCUAUUUGAUGAUAAUUUGAAAGCAAUAAAAUUAAAGGUUAAUAAUACAUGUUAACUUCUGUUUUAUAUAUUUAUAGUGAAUUCUUUUACUAUUUGUCAACUAAUCCAUAAUUACUAUGUUAUCUCUUUAAAAGUAAUUUCAGAUUGUGGUUACUGUUUUUUUUACAACAGAAUCUUAUAGAGUUCUGCCCUUUCUCCUUAAGAGAUAUAUGUGUAUUGCAAAAAGGCAUGCUUCAGUUUUGUGUGUGCAUGUAUUUGGAUGUGAAUGAUGAGUGAGUGUGGGCAUGAAUGGUUUAUAUCUAGUCUUUCGAGGGGGUUAGGAGUUAAGACUGGCUAUUUUAUGCCUUGGAAUAGAAGUGUGAAUGAAUUUUAUAUAUUGACGCAAGUGGAACAUGUGGCUUCAACAGCAUAUCUCCAUGUCAUUCUGUUCUCAGCAGUUGUCUUCAGCUUGCCUGUAAGCUUUCAUCUCUUCCGGGUCACAUGAUAUCCUCCAUGUCACCUACGGACACCACACUCGGCAUUUUCCAUUCGGGUUCUACUCGAGCAAUGACCUGGAGCGCAAUGUCACUCAACGGUCUUCUCAGAGUGUGUCCGAUCCGUCUCCAUUUGUUGAGUAAUAGUUUCUUGAUUGGUUCGUUCCAAGGGUUUCUCAGUGCUAAUUCUUUCUUGCCGGUCAGCCGUCAGAUUUUCAGUAUUGAGCGAAGAUAGCUGUUGGUGGAGAGUCUGCAGCAGUUUGUUGCAAAUACUUUCGGUGAUGCACGUGCAAAGUCUCUGAACCAUACAGAAGAAUUGAUUUGACAUUUAGUACUGCGUAGAUAAGCGAAAGAAGUGAAGCAGUUACACGGAGGGUAAAUUAUCAAUUAUCUGACACCAUACAAUUUAGCAGUUUAGAAUACUUUGAAUCUAUGAGAUUUUCAUGGAUUUCAUUUGUCUCUUAUGCUCCGAAUAGUUCACGUAUUUUUGAUGAAUACUUAUUAGUUUAGCCCUAGAUAAUAGUUUGAGCCACCAUCUAUCCCUCUUCUCGAUUUUGUGUCCAAC
Trichobilharzia regenti is the source of this 8955-nucleotide messenger RNA. Lineage: Eukaryota; Metazoa; Platyhelminthes; Trematoda; Strigeidida; Schistosomatidae. The record is from the annotation of a GenBank genome assembly.